AUGGCCGGGCCCCGGGCGCCCGGGGGUGUGAGCGGCCCGCCCGCCAUGGCCGAGCCGGCCGAGGAGAGGCACUGCUGGGUCUGCUUCGCCACGGAGCGUGAGGACCGGGCCGCCGAGUGGGUCUGCCCCUGCCGCUGCAAAGGCUCCACCAAAUGGAUCCACCAGGCCUGCCUGCAGCGCUGGCUGGACGAGAAGCAGAAGGGCAACAGCACGGGCAGCGUGAGCUGCCCGCAGUGCGGCACCGAGUACCGCAUCAUCUUCCCCAAGCUGGGGCCCCUGGUGUAUUUCCUCCACCAGGUGGACCAGAUCCUGUCCAGAGCCAGCCCCUUCGCCAUGGCCGGCAUCGUGGUGGGGACGGUGUACUGGUCGGCCGUCACCUAUGGGGCCGUCACGGUGAUGCAGGUGGUCGGCCAUAAGAAGGGUCUGGAUGUGAUGGAGCGGGCAGACCCCCUCUUCCUGCUCAUGGGGCUGCCCACCAUCCCCGUCAUGCUGGUGCUGGGCAGGCUGAUCCGCUGGGAGGACUAUGUGCUGCGUGUCUGGCGGAAGUACUCCAGCAAGCUGCAGGCCCUGCAGGCCCUGGUGCCAGGGAUUGGGCGCCCGGUGCCCCCGGGGCCCCUGGCUGAGUCCCGCCCCCAGAGCGACCACCCGUCCCUCUCACGAACGCUGUGCGGGGCCCUGGUGUUCCCCACCGUCGCCAGCCUGGUGGGCAGGCUCCUCUUCCGGCGGGUGGACUCCAGCCUGCAGCGCACCAUCCUGGGCGGCAUCACCUUUGUGGCCAUCAAGGGGGUGCUCAAAGUCUACUUCAGACAGCAGCAGUACCUGCUCCAAGCCAACCGGCGCAUCCUUGACUACCUGGAGCCGGGCCCCGCGCCCCCGGACGAGGACAGCAGCACCGAGGGCAACCUCAGCUAGGCCUGGAGCAUGGCCCCUGCCCGCAGCUCCUUGGCCCGUCGGGCCGUGCCCUGCAGUCACAGCUGGGGGGCAGAGCCCUGCCCUGGGUCCCCCCGCGGAAGGCUCUCCUGGCCCUGGCCCUGCCCCCUUUAUAAAUAGCCACUGGAAAUACAAACCUUGUU
Emys orbicularis (European pond turtle) is the source of this 1073-nucleotide messenger RNA. Its product is annotated as E3 ubiquitin-protein ligase MARCHF5-like. The record is from RefSeq and is a predicted model, not a curated record. Gene Ontology annotation, molecular function: ubiquitin protein ligase activity; zinc ion binding. Gene Ontology annotation, biological process: regulation of mitochondrial fission; protein polyubiquitination. NCBI's taxonomy places the organism in Eukaryota, Metazoa, Chordata, Testudines, Emydidae. Gene Ontology annotation, cellular component: mitochondrial outer membrane.